AUGCUUGAUGAAGAACACGAGAAAUUUGGACUUGAUGGAGAUGAUACGAACAUAUACACGCUCGGUCGCAUUGACGAGCAUAAUGUUGUAAUAGUCUCUCCAUCAGCAGGCGAAAAACUAGGACGUCCAGCCGCAACCGUUGCUGCUCAAAUAAGAUCUUCUUUCCCGUCUAUUCAGUUCGCCUUGAUAGUUGGGAUCGGAGCAGGUGUCCCAACAGCAAAAGCAGACAUACGUCUAGGUGACGUGGUUGUUAGCCAGCCAAAUUCAUUGAAUGGUGGAAUAGUGAAAUAUGCCCUUGGAAAAGAACCGAAUGAACAGAAACAGACUGGGCAUGUACCCCCAAGCGUUCUACAAAAUGCUAUCUCAGUCCUGCGAACCGCCCAAGUUUGGCCAAGCGACAGGUUCAUGAAAUUCGGGUACAGGCUCCGCGAAUUUCCCAUGUUUAGACGCGAAAAUACGGGACCUGAUCUCUUAUUUGAAGCAGGUUAUCCCCAUGUUGGGGGGCCGGAUUGUCGAAGGUGCGAUCGAAUGAACUUGGUGGAGCGGAAACCAAGGUCUGAGAAAGUCAAGGUUCACUACGGCACGAUUGCAUCCAGUAAUCGUGUUAUAAGGGAUGCUAUUGUGAGGGACAAGCUCAGCUCGCAUCUAGGCGGGGUCCUUUGCAUUGAGAUUGACGCAGCCGAUCUGAUGAAUAUAAUCCCAUGUCUUCACAUUCGAGGCAUAUGUGAUUACGCUGAUUCGCACAAUAAUAGUGCUUGGAAGCCAUAUGCGGCAGGAUCAGCCGCAGUUUAUGCGAAGCAGCUACUGUCUGUGAUAGACUCAUUGGAUACAAUGACGCUUCUCUUGGAUCAAAAUGGAGCGGAUUUUCCAAUUUCUGAAGAGAUUGUUAAGAUGGCAUUAGCACAUCGCGAUGCAGUGGCCCUAAUAGAUCGUCUUCUUGACAAAAGAGGAGUGGACUUUCCAAUCUCUGAAGAGACUGCCAAAAUAGCAGCAUCAAAUUCAUCAAGUGCAAGGGAGGCGGUAGAGCUUAUUAGUAAAAGCCCUGGGGAUAUGUUUUUUGAUCAGAAGUCUGGUGGUGCAUCUGAUUCAGAAUCAGAGAUCUUUUCAUUACCAAGCGUGCAGUCCACUGCAGUUACUAACAACAGUUCCUUCACACAAGCCGAGAUACGAAAGGCUACUGAUAAACUCGUCGAUAUCUUCCUGGGAAACGAUGAACUUAAUAAUUUAUAUAAACUGGCUAUGAAUGAUCAACGGAUUGGCCCUGACCGAUUUGUCCGCAAUUUUAAGAGAUUGCUCCAAGCAUUCUCGAGGAAUUUGAAAAAAAGAAAGUCAAGAGGCAUCCCAUUACGAAUUGGCGAAAUUUGUUUCGCUAAAAGCCGGUUUCGUGGCUUCUAA
Messenger RNA from Talaromyces rugulosus, 1395 nucleotides. RefSeq lists its product as uncharacterized. Gene Ontology annotation, molecular function: catalytic activity. Gene Ontology annotation, biological process: nucleoside metabolic process. The record is from RefSeq and is a predicted model, not a curated record. The transcript has a single exon. Lineage: Eukaryota; Fungi; Ascomycota; Eurotiomycetes; Eurotiales; Trichocomaceae. The coding region runs from base 1 to 1395 and encodes 464 amino acids.